Dermatophagoides pteronyssinus (European house dust mite) is the source of this 1961-nucleotide messenger RNA. Its product is annotated as ER degradation-enhancing alpha-mannosidase-like protein 1. Gene Ontology annotation, cellular component: membrane. Gene Ontology annotation, biological process: mannose trimming involved in glycoprotein ERAD pathway; endoplasmic reticulum mannose trimming; carbohydrate metabolic process. Lineage: Eukaryota; Metazoa; Arthropoda; Arachnida; Sarcoptiformes; Pyroglyphidae. Gene Ontology annotation, molecular function: calcium ion binding; mannosyl-oligosaccharide 1,2-alpha-mannosidase activity. The record is from RefSeq and is a predicted model, not a curated record.
AUAAUUAUGUAUUUCAGAGCAAAAUCAUCGAUACCAAAGAAUGUGAAUAAAAUAAGAAUCAUAAUUAAAAACAAUUUCAUCAGUCAUUCCAUAUUGGCCCAUUUCGUUUUGAUUUUUAUUUUAUUACUCUCCGAUCAUUCGUCUUCCAUGGUUCAAUUGCCAUCAGAUUCAAUUGUAGAGAAUCUGUUUCGAACAAAACCUGGCCAUUAUGACAAAAUGUUUGGAACAUUCACAGAAAAUGAACGUAUUGAAAUGUUGAAAUUGGCAAAAGAAACUUUUAUAUUCGCUUAUGAUAAUUACAUGGAACAUGCAUUCCCUGCUGAUGAAUUGAAUCCAGUCUAUUGUCGUGGACGUGGACCUGAUUUUGAUGAUCCUUCGAAUAUUAACAUAAACGAUGUUCUCGGAAAUUAUUCCCUGACUUUGAUUGACACUUUGGACACAUUGGUCGUCAUGGGAAAUUAUAGUGAAUUUCAUAGGGCUGUCAAACUUGUAAUCGAUACGGUCAAUUUCGAUAACGAUGUUAUAGUUCAAGUUUUCGAAGCGACCAUUCGUGUUCUUGGUGGCCUUUUAUCUGCCCAUUUAUUAAUUACCGAUAAGAGGCUAAUGUUCGGCCCGGAAAUUCGACCUCCAUGGUAUAAUAAUGAACUUAUUUUAAUGGCCAAAGAUCUAGCUGAACGAUUAUUACCAGCCUUGGAAACAUCAACUACCGGUCUUCCAUAUCCACGAGUUCAUUUACGUGAAGGUGUACCGAAUUCAACGUUAUGUCAUUGGUGUAAAACAGAAACUUGUCCUGCCGGUGCUGGUUCUUUGUUACUUGAAUUCGGUAUUUUAAGUAGAUUGACUGGUGAUUUUCGAUUCGAAAUAGCUGCUAAACGUGCAAUUAAUACACUUUGGGCAAUUCGUGCAAAAACGGGUUUAUUCGGCAAUUCUAUCGAUGUUGAGUCAGGCGAAUGGCUUGGUGAAAUUUCUGGAAUUGGUGCCGGAAUCGAUUCAUUCUAUGAAUAUCUUUUAAAAUCUUGGAUAUAUUUUGAUGAAAGAACGUAUUGGGAAAUGUUUAAGGAAAGCUAUGAUAAAAUUAAAACUUUUAAUCGACGCGGCAGGCCAUUUUGCAAUUCGGGUAUUGGACAACAUCCUAUGUAUGUCAAUGUAAAUAUGUAUAAUGGUCGAACGAUAAACACUUGGAUCGAUGCGUUAGCAGCAGCAUGGCCAGCUGUUCAAUUAUUGGCCGGUGAUGUUGAAGAAGCCAUCUGUACUCAUAUGCUAUUUUUUAAUAUAUGGCGUAAAUUUGACCUAUUACCGGAACGUUACAAUUGGCAUCAAUCGGAACCCGAAUUAUCAUUCUAUCCAUUACGGCCAGAAUUAGCCGAAUCAACUUAUCAGCUAUAUCAGGCGACAAAAAAUCCAUUUUAUCUUCAUGUAGGUCGAAUGAUGCUCGAAUCAAUCAAUAAAUAUAGUCGAUCAAAUUGUGGCUACGGUACCGUACAUGAUGUGCAGGAAAAAAGCUUAGAAGAUCGAAUGGAAAGUUUCUUUCUUAGCGAAACUUGCAAAUAUCUCUAUCUGUUAUUUGAUAAAGAAAACCCUCUGAAUAAACAAUCGAACGAAUUCUAUUUGUUCAGCACCGAAGGUCAUAUUUUUCCAUUGAAUUAUGAGCUACAAAAUGUUUUCGGUGGUUCGUCAUUAUUAUCAUCGUUGGAUUUUGUCACUGAUAAUUCGACCGAUAUCAUUCAUUCGUAUCCUAACUGUGAUCCAAUCAAACCUGAACGAAAAUUAUUAUUGCCUUUAAAAAAUGAUUAUUUUGCUCAACUAAGUCAUGUGAUCGGUGUGGAAUAAUCGUUGAUAUAUUUUAAUUUGUUUGUGUCUCUCUCAAUCCUGAUCUUCAAAAAAAAAAUUAUUUAUUUAUUACUAUAAAUUACAUAUAAUCGUCAUUGAUUUAUUUUUGAUUAAAUCAAUUUUUUUUAAUG